CCAUAAUGCUUUGAUCACGUGACACCAAGAGGACUUCCACGUGACAAGAUAUCUUCAGCUGGAAUUCUGCAUGAAGUUCCGUGUACACAAACAUCUGGUCUAAGAUAGUUUAUGUCAUUUCAGAAAAAAAUGUCAAUGUCUGAAGAAUAUCUUCCAUUUAGACUCGGCGAACCUCGUUUCGAUCAGAGUACAUUUUAUGGCCGGUUGAGACACUUCCUGAAUGUGAUUGACCCACGCACCUUGUUUGUGUCUGAGAGUCGUCUGAAUGCAAGUGUGAGAAUGUUGGAGCAGUUUAAGAAUGGCUCUCUCCCUCCAGGUGUGACUGAUGUUCAGCUGUGGGAAGCCCAGAAAAUAAAGCAGGCCAUCAUCCAUCCAGACACUGGAGAGAAAAUCUUCAUGCCCUUUCGGAUGUCAGGUUAUAUUCCCUUUGGCACUCCAGUGGUAGUUGGGCUGCUCCUUCCCAAUCAGACUCUCUUAUCCACGGUUUUCUGGCAGUGGUUGAACCAGAGUCACAACGCCUGUGUCAACUUCAGCAACCGAAAUGCCUCUCAGCCAACAUCAGGAUCAAAGUUUUUUCAAGGCUACCUGGGAGCGGUGACCAGUGCAGUUUCUAUUGCUGUGGGGCUAAGCGUGUUCGUGCAGAAAGCAGAGAGGUUCAGUCCGGCCACUCGUCUCCUUGUGCAGAGGUUCAUUCCCUUUCCUGCAGUAGCCAGUGCCAACGUGUGUAAUGUAGUCCUGAUGAGGUACUCGGAGCUGACGGAAGGCAUCAGUGUGCACGAUGACCAGGGCACAGUUGUGGGCACCUCACAAGUAGCAGCUAGACACGCAAUCUUGGAGACUGCCAUGACACGAGUGGUCCUCCCGAUGCCCAUUCUGGUCCUGCCCCCCAUUGUUAUGGCUUUUUUGGAGAGGUUGUCUUUGCUGCAGAGACACAAGCGCCUGGUCUUGCCGGUGCAUAGCCUGGUGUGUCUCGCUGCUUUCAGCUUGGCCCUGCCCCUCGCCAUCAGUCUGUUCCCUCAGCAGUCCCAGAUCCACGUGUCUCUACUUGAGCCAGAAAUUGCUGCAGCCACAGACUGCAAGAUCGUGACUUAUAACAAGGGUCUUUAAUUAGUCAGUGCUCUGAGUUGGUCAAGAAUCUCUCCCAAAAGAGUCUCUCAGCGUCUAAAAUAGAGCUGAAGCAUUGCUGAAUGUAACAUAUACACGCAGAUGCACACGCACACACACACACACACGCACACAAACACACACACACACACACACACACACAUACACACACACACAUUUUCAAGCAUAAUCUGCAAACAAACAUAUAGCAACUCUACUCAUCAUUCAUAACCAAAUCGCCAUCGUAUCAGACACCCACUCAAACACACACACACACAAACACAAACAUACACGCACACACUCAAACACAC
Molecule: messenger RNA, 1415 nt
Organism: Clupea harengus (Atlantic herring)
Lineage: Eukaryota; Metazoa; Chordata; Actinopteri; Clupeiformes; Clupeidae
Gene: sfxn5a
Product: sideroflexin 5a
Biological process (GO): citrate transport; monoatomic ion transport; mitochondrial transmembrane transport
Cellular component (GO): mitochondrial inner membrane
Molecular function (GO): citrate transmembrane transporter activity; monoatomic ion transmembrane transporter activity
Source: RefSeq, a predicted model, not a curated record